Molecule: messenger RNA, 1188 nt
Organism: Erigeron canadensis
Lineage: Eukaryota; Viridiplantae; Streptophyta; Magnoliopsida; Asterales; Asteraceae
Product: BTB/POZ domain-containing protein At1g55760-like
Exons: 4
Coding region: 121-1098 (325 amino acids)
Molecular function (GO): protein binding
Source: RefSeq, a predicted model, not a curated record
UUACAAUUUACAUAUACAGGAAGGCUGGGAAAGCACGGGGAGUUGGUGUUUGAUGGAAUAUUCAACUGCUUUAACGAGAUCGCGGCAGUCCUUUCUUUCACCAGCAGCGGCAGUAGCAGGAUGAAUUACCACGUCGAAACUGUUUCCAGACUCGCUCAAUGGCGUAUUAUUGAUCAUCAUCUCGGCUCCACUUGUUACAGAAAAUCCGACCCUUUUCAAAUUGGAAGCUGGAACUGGUACUUAAUCCUGGAAAAGAACCGAAACUUGGUUAUUAAACUCUUGCCGGAAAUACCCAAGUUAGCCUCUCCUCCGGUUGCUUCCUUCAACAUUCGGCUAGUCUCAUUCCUGGGCGGUCGCAACACUUUGGUUCAUCCAGAAAUCAGGGAUAAGCCGCUCAAAAGUGGUGAGGGUUUUGUUUGGGCGCUUGAGGUUCCAUUGCAGGGGAGAUUUAUCAUCGACGUCGAGUUUCUUGAUUUGAAGAUUACAGCUCCAAAUGGUGGCGAGUCUCGUUCCAUGAUCUGGAGUGAAGGCCUGACACAGGACACCAAUUCAACAGCACUCUUCUCUCUGGGUAGAAUGCUAUCAGAAAGUAUCCACACAGAUAUUAUCAUAUGUGCUUCAGAUGGAAGCGUUGGGGCCCACCGAGCAGUUCUUGCAGCCCGUUCACCAGUCUUCCGGAGCAUGUUCUCCCAUGACCUCAAAGAGAAAGAAAUGUCUGCCAUAAACAUCUCAGACAUGCCCAUUGAAGCAUGUCAAGCUUUUCUCGACUACAUAUACUCUAACAUAAACCAUAAAGAUUUUCUCAAGCACAGAAUUAAUCUUCUCCAAGCUGCUGACAAGUAUGACAUUUCAGAUCUUAAAGAUGCUUGCCAAGAAAGUUUAUUACAAGACAUUGACACGAAGAAUGUGUUGGAGAGGCUGCAAGGUGCUUUUUUGUAUAGAUUGCCAAGGUUGAAGGUCUGUUGCAUUCAGUAUCUUGUGAAGUUUGGUAAGAUUUAUGACAUUAGACAAGAAUUCGAUGUAUUUAUACAAACUGCUGAUAGGGAAUUGAUAGGCGAAGUCGUCAAUGAGAUUCUUUCUCAUUGGAAAGGUUUCUGAAAAGUUAAUUACUCCAUAUUUGUUUUAUCUACUGAUUUCAUGGAAUGGGUAUGCUACAAGAUUCAAACUUUGUGUUGUUUCUUGUCAUGA